AUCAAGCAGCCGCUUCACCUGAAGAACAUUUUCAGUUUAAAGAGCUGUAUGAGAAUCCAUGGACGAUCCCUAAUUACCUCUGUAUGGCCCGGAUCGUUCUGUCUCCUGUCCUGGGAUACUUAAUCAUAGAGCAGUACUUCCACGUCUCUCUGGGGCUCUUUGUUCUGGCCGGAGCAACAGACGUGCUGGACGGUUACAUCGCACGGAACUGGCCCAAUCAGAAGUCGGCUCUGGGCAGCGCUCUGGAUCCAUUGGCUGAUAAGAUUCUCAUCAGUGCUCUUUACAUCAGUCUGACAUAUGCACAACUCAUCCCAGCUCCACUGACAGCACUGAUCAUUUCCAGAGAUGUAGCGCUGAUUGCUGCUGUUUUCUAUGUGCGCUAUAAAACAGUUCCACCUCCAGUAACACUCAGUAAAUUCUUCAACCCGUGUUACACCACUGCCCGGCUGAAACCAACACUCAUCAGCAAGAUCAACACGGGCGUGCAGUUGUUUCUGGUGGCGGCGUCUCUGGCUGCGCCGGUGUUUCACUACACUGACAGUGUUUUACUGCAGUCACUGUGGUACAUUACCGCUCUGACGACCGCAGCAUCCGGUUACAGCUACUAUCAUUACGGUAAAAAGACCGUUGAGGUGCUGAACAAGACAAAGUAGUUGUACAGUCAUCUGAGAUUGAGCUUUGACCAAGAUAUCUGGAUAAUCAGUCUUUGUGCAGAAUGGAAAUUGAUGCCCCAAUCUUACUUUUGUAAUUGAGACACUUUAGUCUGUAUAAAGUCAAAAAGUAUAAUUUUUUUUGAUUAUAAUAUUAAAUUCAUGUGGUGUCACUUCUGAUCAGUAUAUGGUUUUCAACUCCACAGGAAACUUUUUUAGAAAUCACUUUUAAUGAACUUGGGUCAACUUUCAGAAUAAAAAUGAACAUCAAAUACACA
This is a messenger RNA of Cyprinus carpio (common carp), 928 nucleotides long. RefSeq names its product cardiolipin synthase (CMP-forming)-like. Gene Ontology annotation, biological process: cardiolipin biosynthetic process. Gene Ontology annotation, molecular function: CDP-diacylglycerol-glycerol-3-phosphate 3-phosphatidyltransferase activity; cardiolipin synthase activity. NCBI's taxonomy places the organism in Eukaryota, Metazoa, Chordata, Actinopteri, Cypriniformes, Cyprinidae. The record is from RefSeq and is a predicted model, not a curated record. Gene Ontology annotation, cellular component: mitochondrion; membrane.